AUGUCAUCUUUCGAUCCAGAAACUUCAGCAUUACCAACAAUGAAUUUGCUUUCUACAGAAGAACAUAUUCUGACACAACUAACUAAGGAUAUGGACAAUAUCAAGUUAAGAAAAUUCUUCGACAUUGAUUCGACAAUAUUAUGGAUUAAUAAUAACGGUUAUCGUCGAGUUGCCUUGCAGUUCCCCGAUUAUUUUCUUUCUGUAUCUGCUGUUAUCGCUACUCUUUUAGAGAAUAACUGCAACGGUGAUGUAAAAACAUAUGUUUUAGCCGAUACAACAUAUCAAAGCUGUUGUGUUGAUUUGAUAGCAGCAGAGCAGUGCGGUGCUGACUGCAUCGUUCAUUACGGAGAUUCAUGUAUGAGUGAGACCAUUAAUAGCAUUCCCACUAGAUUUGUUUUCGGUGAUGUGAAUAUCGAAUGGGAAAAGUUGGAAGAAGCUGUGCAUAAAUGUAAAGACAAAUUUGAACCGAACUGUUGUCUUUUGUUCGAUACAAUUUAUGCAAGCAGCUCAGAUAUUUUGUUCGAUUUGUUAAGCAAGUUCUCCGGUAUGGGAUCAUUAUUCAACUGCAAACUGGUCGAUCGAUCCAAUAAUCUCAAACAUGGUCAACCUUCUACUUCCAAUAUGGAUUGUUGCUUAGGACGUGUGUUACCGAAUGGAAAACAGAACAUGACACUGUUGUUUAUUGGCGAAGCAAGCAGUCCAAUUUUGCCUCUUUGGCUGAUGACCAAUUUAAACUGCACGAGUGUUUUUACUUUUUCUCCCAUUACGCUGAAAUACUCAUUUGAGAGAACUCCAGCCACUCGGCUUUUAAGAAAACGACUAUUUCUGAUCGAAAAAUUGCGAGACGCUCAAACUGUUGGUCUUGUACUCAAUGCAUCAAAUCUGAUUGGAUAUGGAGAAGUUCUGGAACGAACCAGAAAACUAUGCAAAGUUGCAGGGAAAAAGAGCUAUACUCUAGCAAUUGGCAAGAUCAAUGAGCCAAAACUUUCCAAUUUUGCCAAUGAUAUUGAAGCAUUUAUUGUUCUAUCUUGCCCAUAUGGCAUCAUAUUGGACGUCUCCGAUUUUUAUCGUCCAGUUUUAAGUCUUUUCGAAGCAGAAUCUGCGUUGAAUCCACAUUGUAAAUGGUUAGCGGGUGAUGGAUGGACGGCAGAAUUCAGAAACUUUCUCCAUGAUGAAAUGAGCAAUGAAACUGAGAUCAAGCCGGAUUUGAGUUUAAUCACUGGUAAAAUGCGCGCUAUGGGUAUCGAAGAUAAUGGUGAUAUAAAUUCAUGUAAUGCUCUAUCUGCUUAUAUAGCUGGUGAUUACUUUUCGCAAAGAACAUGGAAAGGACUUGAUGACAGAUAUGGUAGUGAAAGUGUCACUGUGCAAGAGGGCCGAUCAGGUGUUGCUUCAAAAUACAACUCUGAACCAUUUAUGUGA
Cercopithifilaria johnstoni is the source of this 1419-nucleotide messenger RNA. The record is from the annotation of a GenBank genome assembly. NCBI's taxonomy places the organism in Eukaryota, Metazoa, Nematoda, Chromadorea, Rhabditida, Onchocercidae.